Messenger RNA from Zerene cesonia (dogface butterfly), 490 nucleotides. RefSeq lists its product as uncharacterized. Bases 158 to 439 code for a protein of 93 amino acids. The record is from RefSeq and is a predicted model, not a curated record. The transcript is spliced from 2 exons. NCBI's taxonomy places the organism in Eukaryota, Metazoa, Arthropoda, Insecta, Lepidoptera, Pieridae.
GUUCUCGUACCGUGUCAAUAAAUGGCUCGUCGAGUAAGGGAAAGUAUUGACGAGACGUCGCGUGAAGUAACAGCGCUGUAGCCACGCCAAGGUGACCGACAGGGGAUUGCGUAAGCGCCGAUUAGAGCUCACUCGAUUUGCAUCACCAACCGUCGAGAUGUUGCGCGUGUUUUUCGUUCUGGCGAUUGUGGCGCCAUCUCUGUGCGCACCGUACGACCCGGAGGACGACGAGUUGAAGACAGUGUUGCCAUCUAGCGGUGAAUUCGAAGCGUUUUAUCCGCGCAUGGCGCACGGGAUUCCAAACGGCUCGUCGAGGCCUGCACACGGACACGGCAGUUUUUAUAAACACCGCAACCCGGCGCUAGUUGACGUAAAAAAUGCAGCAGCGUACGGUUUCCGCUUUGACGGCGGCAGAAGGUUCAACUUUGAUGACGCUUAAAAUGCAGUUCCAAUUAAGUAUGUUACGAUUUGAUUAAAAAAAUGUAAUGGA